Messenger RNA from Nicotiana attenuata, 681 nucleotides. RefSeq lists its product as uncharacterized. The transcript has a single exon. The coding region runs from base 1 to 681 and encodes 226 amino acids. Lineage: Eukaryota; Viridiplantae; Streptophyta; Magnoliopsida; Solanales; Solanaceae. The record is from RefSeq and is a predicted model, not a curated record.
AUGCACCCGUCUGAGAGUGCUCGAACAGUGCUAGUACCAGUAGCUUCCGACAGAACGGGCUAUAGAUCCUGGAGGAGAGGUGUUCUCAGAGCACUUUCUGUAAAGAAUAAAGUCGGAUUCAUCACUGGAAAAUGGAAGAAGCCGGGCUCCGAUGAUGCGAACUUUGACCAGUGGGCUCGAUGCGAUGACAAGGUGACGUCGUGGAUUCUUAACUCACUCUCAAAAGACUUGGCAGACAGUUUGCAAUACGUCAGUGAUGCCAAGGAAUUAUGGCAGGAAUUGGAGGAUCGAUACGAUCAAACCAACGGGGCAAAACUCUAUCAGCUUCAGAAAGAGAUAAAUGACCUUAGUCAAGGUGCUUUAGAUAUCACAGGAUACUAUACAAAAAUGAAGAGGCUUUGGGAGGAAUUAACCACUGUAAAUACCCACGCACAAUGCAAUUGUCAAUGCACUUGUGGAGCCAAGGCAAAUAUGCACAAAGCUGAACAGGAUCGCAGACUUAUUCAGUUCCUAAUGGGAUUUAAUGAAGUUUAUACAGUUGUAAGGGGUAGCAUCAUAAUGAUGAACCCAUUACCUAGCAUUGCACAAGCCUUCUCCAUUUUAAUCCAAGAGGAGAAGAUAAGAGAAGUCAAGUCGAGUAACCAAUUGGCCAUGGAAUCUGCAUCACUCAAUGUUAAUUGA